This is a messenger RNA of Monodelphis domestica (gray short-tailed opossum), 1096 nucleotides long. RefSeq lists its product as uncharacterized. Gene Ontology annotation, cellular component: keratin filament. NCBI's taxonomy places the organism in Eukaryota, Metazoa, Chordata, Mammalia, Didelphimorphia, Didelphidae. The record is from RefSeq and is a predicted model, not a curated record.
CCUUGAAAGAAACCUAGAAGCUCAACCCAGCAACACCAUGGUCAGCUCCUGUUGUGGCUCCACCUGCUCUGGCCUGAGCUGUGGCUCUGGCUGCUGUGCUCCCUGCUGCUGCCGCCCUGCCUGCUGCCUUAGGCCAGCCUGCUGCCAGAGUACCUGCUGCAGGACCAACUGUUAUAGGCCCACCUGCAUUGUGUCCACCUGCUGCCGCCCCAGCUGCUGUGGGUCCAGCUGCUGCCAGCCCUGCUGCCACCCCAGCUGCUGUGGGUCCAGCUGCUGCCAGCCCUGCUGCCGCCCCAGCUGUUGUGUGUCCAGCUGCUGCCAGCCUUGCUGCCGCCCCAGCUGCUGCUGCCGCCCCAGCUGCUGCCAGCCUUGCUGCUGCCCCAGCUGCUGUCAGUCUAGUUGCUGCUGCCCCAGCUGCUGUGUGUCCAGCUGCUGCCAGCCUUGCUGCCGCCCCAGCUGCUGCUGCCGCCCAACCUGCUGCAGACCAAGUUGCUGCCAGUCUGUGUGCUGCCAACCAACUUGCUGCCGCCCUUCCUGCUGUCAGUCUAGUUGCUGCCGCCCCAGCUGCUGUGUGUCCAGCUGCUGCCAGCCUUGCUGCCGCCCCACCUGCUGCCAGACCACCUGCUGCAGAACCACUUGCUGCCGCCCAGUCUGUUGUGGGUCCUCUUGCUGCUAAAUGCCCAGGCCUCCAUAUAGCUGCUCAUUAGCCCUAUUUUUCCCCAGAUACAUCCUUUCCUCAAAGGUACUAAUAUGUCAAGAUUGUUGAAGAAAUCCAACUCUUAGCUUCUGUACCUGAAACCAGUAUGGAAAACUUAAUUCCUUUGAUUUCAGUCUGGGUACACUAUUACCCUCUUACCCUCUAUUUCCUCCAUCAUCAUAGACAUGAAACUCUUAAUGUUGAAUGUGUCUGCUAUAAAAGUCCAUCAAUUUGAUUUCUUUUUAACUUAUUUUCUGAAACUGUAAAAACAUAUCCAAAUAUAACAGUAGUUGCAAAGAAGAAAUUUAAUUUUAAAUUACCAAGUCAUCAAGUCCUUAAAAUAUUUUUUAUCUCUGAUAUCUAUAAUUCUUAAUUUUAUGGCAUCUUAUUGCUUGUGUG